This is a messenger RNA of Rattus norvegicus (Norway rat), 4669 nucleotides long. The record is from RefSeq and is a predicted model, not a curated record. Lineage: Eukaryota; Metazoa; Chordata; Mammalia; Rodentia; Muridae.
AGGGGAACUUGAUGUUGUAUUGGAUUCGGGGGAAAGGAAUGAAACCCUGAAGGCCAAUAGAAAAAAUAGAAAUAGGCAAUCUCGGGAAGUAGGAGAUGGGGUGACCCUCCAGAAUGUACCAGGUACUUGGGAGGUGAGAGACUCUCAGUACUAAAAGAGAGGAACCUUAGAUGAAAUGCCCUACCCAUAGGGAGAGGGAACUUGUAGAGCCCACCUCCAGCAGAAAGGCAGGGCAUCAAGUGAGGGAUGAGGUUGCCAUCCCACGGUCAAGGAUUCUGACCCAUAAUUGUUCCUAUAUGAAAGAACUGCAGGGAUAAAAAUGGAGAAGAAUCUGAGGAAAAGGAGGUACAGAGUCAGGCCCAAAGUAGGAUCCAGCUCAAAGGGAGGUCUCAAGGCCUGACACUAUUACUGAGCUUAUGGAGUGCUCAAAAAAAGGGACCUAUCAUGACUGCCCUCUGAAAGACCCAAGAAGCAGCUGAAAGAGUCAGAUGCAGAUAUUUACACCCAACCAAUGGAUAGAAGCUGAUGACCCCUGUGGUUGAAUUAGGAAAAACCUGGAAGCUGAGGAGGAGGGUGACCCUGUAGGAGGACCAGCAGACUCAAUUAAUCUGGACCCCUGAGAUCUCUAAGACACUGGACUAUCAACCAGGCAGCAUACACUAGAUGAUGUGAGGCCCUGAACACAUACACAGCAGAGGACUGCCAGUUCUGGGUUUAGUCAGAGAAGAGGCAUCUAAUCCUCAAGAGACUGGAAGUCCCAGGGUGUAGGGAGGUGUAGUGGGGGUGACCUCUUGUGUGUAAGUGUUGUUUCCUGUGGUUGGGCAGGGCUCUGUGGCCAAUGGGAUGUGAAUGAAGCUAGCAUGUACUAUUUCCAAAGCCAAAUGUAAAACAUUUGGUCAGUUGGUGCAAACAUGCCAGUUGUCUUGCUGUUGCCCAUACAGGGAAGCUCUGAAAGUGUAAAAUGUAAACCAUGCAAGUGAACAAAGGGGAUUUUGGACAGCCUGAGUACGUGGAUGACUAUUUAUUAGUUAUGUCUUUCAAGUAACCCAAUCAUUGCACAUUGGAGAUAAAGGUAUGUAUCAUAAACAUGUGCUCCAUCUAGCCUAACCAAUAUAGAAAUUAGUUAAACGAGCUGAGUGCUUCUGUAGCAGAAAGCGAAAAUAGGUCAAAUAGGCAUGGCAUGCACGUCAACAGCAAUGGACGCAUCAGAAGCUAUGAUUAAGAGGCCUUACAUUGAAACAGUGACCAAGCUAUGUCAUUGGUGGAGCAGAUAAUAUUCCUAUUGCAAAGCAAGUCUAGGACAGUGGCUUUGAGAUGGGCAAGUUGGGGCCCUCUGGGGCUGUCAGAAAUUUUAAAGGUAAUAAUCAAUCCUUCAAGAGAAAGAAUGUUGUAUUCCAAAUACUGCUUGUAUUGUGCCCGAAACACUCUGGUCUUGAGGAAGACACAUUCACUAUGCUUGAGAUUGCAGAAUCAAGAGGAGAAGCUGGGCAAUUUGAAAGCAAAAAAGCAGAGAAUAAAAUACUGCUGUCAUCCAGCUUUUUCAAUAUUGGAAGGUUGUUGGUAUUACAUUUUCAAAAAGGAAGACAGAAAACUGAAAAGACUCCAUAAAAACUAAGACUUUUGCCAAAGGGUCAGUCAGUAAGUUUGGCUGACAUAUCUGUGGCUGAUACUUCUGAACGAACACAAAAUAAGCCACAGGUGAAUGACCUACCUUGAGACACAGCACCCAGUCAGACUUGAGGAUAGAGAAAGAAGCAAAGCAGACAGUUAAAAAAGAAACGGCAUUACUUUUCCUCACAAAACUAUUAUCUAUUAAAAGAAAAAGGAAAGACAAGUACAGUAAACUUGUAAAGUUUCUCAAAAGGUGCUAGACUAUAUCUUCAGAAAUUUGGAAAUGACUGAGCUAAAAAUAGAUUGGCUAAUAAACUUUUAAAAAUCUGUAGUUUCACAGUGGACAAAAUCUGGGUGUCUUUCCUGAAAAAACCUAUGCUUAAUGGGAUACUUAAAACAAGACUUGGGUUUCCAAAACUUGAACAAGAAAGAAGCAGACUGAAAAGCUGUCUGGUUUCAAGGUGAGCAACGGUGACCUUCUUGGUUGUCCAGGAUGACUAAAAGCAAAGGACAUGGGAAGAUGAAGACAACAUGUCAUGACUUAAACCACAGAAAAUACACCUCAUCUCUGUCAGUUGUAAGGGAUGUCAUCACUCUGAGGGACUGAGUUCAGAGCUCUGAAGUAACUGACUCCAGGGAUCAUGCGGGUGAAAGAAGGUGGUAUCAUGAGGAGGAGCUCACCAAAGUUCUUAUAAGCAGCUUUGAAAAAGACAGUUUUAAGAAUACCAGCUCAGAUCUGGCAAAGUGGACAUUGUUGCCAUCAACGACCCCUUCAUUGACCUCAACUACAUGGUCUACAUGUUCCAGUAUGACUCUACCCAUGACAAGUUCAACGGCACAGUCAAGGCUGGGAAUGAGAAACUUGUCAUCAAUGGGAAGCCCAUCACCAUCUUCCAGGAGCGAGAUCCCGCUAACAUCAAAUGGGGUGAUGCUGGUGCUGAGUAUGUCAUGGAGUCUACUGGCAUCUUCACCACCGUGGAGAAGGCUGGGGCUCACUUGAAGGGUGGAGCCAAAAGGGUCAUCAUCUCUGCCCCCUCAGUUGAUGCCCCCAUGUUUGUGAUGGGUGUGAACCACAGGAAAUAUGACAACUUCCUCAAGAUUGUCAGAAAUGCAUCCUGCACCACCAACUGCUUAGCCCCCCUGACCAAGGUCAUCCAUGACAACUUUGUCAUCCUGGAAGGGCUCAUGACUACAGUCCAUGCCAUCACUGCCACUCAGAAGACUGUGAAUGGCUCCUCUGGAAAGCUGUGGUGUGAUGGCUGUGGGGCAGCCCAGAACAUCAUCCCUGCAUCCACUGGUGCUGCCAAGGCUGUGGGCAAGGUCAUCUCAGAGCUGAACGGGAAGCUCACUGGCAUGGGCUUCCGUGUUCCUACCCCCAAUGUAUCCAUUGUGGAUCUGACAUGCCGCCUGGAGAAACCUGCCAAGUAUGAUGACAUCAAGAUGGUAAUGAAGCAGGUGUCCGAGGGCCCACUAAAGGGCAUCCUGGGCUACACUGAGGACAAGGUUGUCUCCUGCGACUUCAAGAGCAACUCCCACUCUUCCACCUUUGAUGCUGGAGCUGGCAUUGCUCUCAAUGACAAAUUUGUAAAGCUCAUUUCUUGGUAUGACAAUGAAUAUGGCUACAGCAACAGGGUGGUGGACCUCAUGGCUUACAUGGUUUCCAAGGAGUAAGAAACCCUGGACCACCCACCCCAGCCCAGCAAGGACACUGAGAAGAGAGAGGCCCUCAGUUGCUGAGGAGUCCCCAUUCCAACUCGGCCCCCAACACUGAGCAUCUCCCUCACAAUUCCAUCCCAGACCCCAUAAUAACAGGAGGGGCCUAGGAAGCCCUCCCUUCUCUCUUGAAUACCAUCAAUACCCCCCCCCCCAGAAAAGAAUACCAGCCCAGCAUGUAUACUUAGAAUUUCUUGAAUUUUAGUUCUAUGAAGUUGAUUGGUUCUAGCUAACUAGACAAUGAGAACAAUGAAAGAGGUAAUGUGGGGUGAGAAAUAGUUGUUUCUUGAGUAGUCUGAUGUUUAUUAUGGACUGCAAUUAGAACUUUGAAUUUUACUAUAUUAAGCUCUGCCAGAGCCUGACCAAUACAGAUGUGGAUGCACUCAGCCAAACAUAGGACUGAAUGUGGGGACCCCAAAGGAGAAGUUAGGGAAAUGACAGGAGCUGAAGGGGUUUGCAACCCCAUAGGAAGAACAACAAUAUCAACCAACCAGACCCUGCUCCCAAAGCUCCCAGGGACUAAACCAACAACCAGAGUACACAUGGGGUGACCCAUCACUCCAACUGAAUAUGUACCAGAGGAGGUCUUAUUGGUCAUCACUGGGAGGGGAGUUCCUUGGUCAUGUGGAGGCUCAGUGCUCCAGGGUAGGGGAAUACUAGAGCAAUGAGGCAGAAGUAGGUGGGCAAGUGUGAAGUACCCUCAUAGAGGCAUGGGGAGAGGGAGGGAUGAGGGCAUUUGCAGAGGGGAAACUGAGAAGGGGGAUAACAUUUGAAUGUAAAUAAAUAAAAUACCCAAUAAAAAUGAAAAAAUAUGGUAUUUGGGUUUUCCUUGUAAAAUUAAAUUCUAUAUUGUGCUAUGCCAUUGAGUAUUCAAACCUGUUCAUUCUCUAUCUUACAUUGCUUGAGGCGUGGAACAAGGAGCACUUGUGUUGUUGCUGGAAAAAUACUGUUCAUACCAGCACUAAGUUGUAGGAGUUAAUUACAGACCUAGCAGCAACACUAAAGAUGUACAGAACAUCAUAGAAGAGUCUUAGAUUCAUUUUCUAUGCAAGAGUGUUGAAGUCAUACCUGCUCAUGUAGCUUAAAUUAUAUCCAACAAAAAACCAUGUUGAGGCCAAUAUUUUGGUGCCUAUAUAUGUGACUUUACUUGAAAAUAGGGAUUUUUAUAAAUGUAAUAAGGUUGAAAUGAGAUAAAUGUAAUAAGGAUGAAAUGAGAUAAAUGAGAUGUUCCUCUAGGAACAUCUAUAUAGUAUAUAUACAUAUAUACAUAUAUAUAGUAUAUAUAUGGGAACAUCAUGUAAAGAUAAAAGACAAAGCCUGAAUUUGUUAUGGAAAUCAAAACAGG